GCUUCUCCAUGCUAAACCUUGGCAAACUUCUCUCACCUCUUGCCCACAUCCUCCUCAAAACCCUAGCUUUUCUAUGGCCCUCUGCGCAAAGCUCCGCCACCAACAUCUCCACUCCCGCCUCCUCGUCCGGCACCUCUCCGCGGCAUCCCCCUCCGCUAUCCUUAGCCCAUCCGACCCCUCUGCUCUGCUCACCGCCAAGCAGAAAUCCCGCGCUGCCCUUUAUCUUCUCAGAUCAGAGAACGAACCGUCCCGCAUCGUUGACAUCUGCCGCGCCGCAGCUCUAACACCCACCUCACACCUUGACCGCAACGCCUUCUCCUCUGCCAUCUCCAAGCUCUCAUCUUCCCAAUCCUUCUCUUCAAUCCGCACCCUUAUCGAUGACCUCUUACUUUCUUCUAAAAACCCCAACCCUCGCUUCCUCUCCCAUGCCAUCGUCCUCUUCGGCCAUGCCGGCAUGCUCGACGACGCCCUGCGUGCCUUUCGUUCCUUACCGUCGCCUCGCUCCCUCAACGCCCUUCUGUUCGCCUGCAUUAUAUCCAAUAACCACUCCGAGCUUGCCAAGAUCUUUCGAGAAUACCCCACAAUCUACGGGGUGACUCCUGAUCUUGAGACCUACAACACCGUGAUUAAAUCAUUUGCGGAGUCGGGGACAACAAGAUCAUUCUAUUCGGUGUUUGAUGAAAUGCUGAAGAGAAAAAUUAAGCCUAAUAUGACCACUUUCUGCAACGCACUUGAGGGGUUUUAUAAGGAGCAGAGGUUUGACGACGUGGAGAAAGUGCUAGAGCUUAUGAAGAGGCAUGAUUGCAAUCCGGGGCUUUCCACGUAUAAUGUGAGGAUACUUGGGUUGACCAAACUUGGAAAGUCAGCACAGGCAAAAGAGUUGUUUGGGGAGAUGGUGAAGAAGAAGGUGAAGCCUAGUUGGGUUACUUACAGCCAUUUGAUUGUCGGAUUUUGCAAGGAAGGCAAUUUAGAGGAAGCCAGCAGAUUAUACAAGUCUAUGCGUAGCAAUGGCUGUGUUGCAGAGAGUUGGGUUUACUUCGCUUUGAUGAACCACUUGUGUAAAGGAGGGGACUUUGGGGCUGCUUUGGGUGUCUGCAAGGACACAAUGGUGAGAAACUGGGUGCCAUGCUUUGCUAGCAUGAAGAUGCUGGUGAAUGGGCUUGCAAGUAGCUCCAAAGUGGAUGAGGCGAAGGAUCUUAUUGAGAAGGUGAAGGAGAAAUUUCCAAAAGGUGUUGAUAUGUGGAAGGAGGUAGAAGAGGGGUUGUUGAAGUGAUACAUUUUUAAAAUUGUCAAAGAGGUAUGCCUUGGAUUGGAUAAGAGAUCAUGGCUGUAUAAUUGGGCUAAUUUAUGCUUCAGAUAAUUAUGUUCUUGUGCAUAUCUUAUUGACAACAUUCUGGCGAAAGUUUUUUACGAGAAAACGUAGUUUGGAAAGUAUUAGCAUCUACCUUUUGUAUGGCGUAAUGAUUUUUUUUCUUUUCCAGUUA
This is a messenger RNA of Phalaenopsis equestris, 1484 nucleotides long. RefSeq names its product pentatricopeptide repeat-containing protein At1g61870, mitochondrial. The record is from RefSeq and is a predicted model, not a curated record. Gene Ontology annotation, molecular function: protein binding. Bases 74 to 1273 code for a protein of 399 amino acids. NCBI's taxonomy places the organism in Eukaryota, Viridiplantae, Streptophyta, Magnoliopsida, Asparagales, Orchidaceae. The transcript has a single exon.